ACUAAGCCAACAAAGUAAAUAAAACUGAGAAAGGAAAAGGGUGUGUGAGGAAGAUCGAAGAUGGAUGUAGGCGCCCUGAUUCCUCAAGAAGAAAACUCUCUGAAUGGCAUCAUGCUGUUAAGUCCCUUUACCUACAAGGAUGUUCAGUUCAAUACAGUAAUACUUAAUGCUUUUAACAAUGGACCAAGGGAAGAUGCUACUCGUAUUGGCUUUGCUGAUGUUGUGAGGCGUCAAGCUGUUGAUAAUUCGCCUCUUCGCCGUGUCAAUCAGGCAAUAUAUCUGCUUACAUCAGGUGCCCUCCAAAGCGCCUUUCGAAACAUUAAAACAAUAGUAGAGUGCCUUGCCGAUGAGCUCAUAAAUGCUGCCAGAGGGUCUUCUAACAGUUAUGUUAUCAAGAAGGAUGAGAUUGAGAGAGUGGCCAAGGCUAACCAUUGAGGGUGGUAUACCUUGCAGAAUGUUUUGGUAUUUUUUUGUUACACAGAUUUUGUUCUUUCCUUAACUGUAAGGUG
Messenger RNA from Cuscuta campestris, 509 nucleotides. The record is from the annotation of a GenBank genome assembly. Lineage: Eukaryota; Viridiplantae; Streptophyta; Magnoliopsida; Solanales; Convolvulaceae.